Molecule: messenger RNA, 1326 nt
Organism: Aspergillus terreus NIH2624
Lineage: Eukaryota; Fungi; Ascomycota; Eurotiomycetes; Eurotiales; Aspergillaceae
Product: CFEM domain-containing protein
Exons: 7
Coding region: 1-1326 (441 amino acids)
Source: RefSeq, a predicted model, not a curated record
AUGCGAUUGUCCCGGGUAAUCGGCGUGGCCGCCGUUUUCUUCUCGGUGGCUGCCGCCUCCAGUCUGCAGGAAUUGGCCGCAGUGAUGCCUAAGUGUGCGCUGGAGUGCUUUCCGACGGCUCUGAAGGCAUCGUCAUGCGCGCCCACGAACCAGACCUGCAUUUGCACAAACCCCAUUCUGACAGAAACACUCACCAAGUGUGUGACGGUUAGCUGCACCAUCCGGGAGUCUUUGACAACAAAGAAUGUCACUUCGCAAGCGUGCCAUGCCCCCAUCCGGGACCGGACGAAGGCUGUGUCCAUCACGGGGGUGGCGGGAGGCGCCAUCGCCCUCCUUGCGUACAUUCUGAGGAUGAUUGCAAGACUGCCGUGCAUGGGCGGUAAAUUGGGCCUGGAUGACUGGACCAUGACGGGAACCAUUAUUUUAUCAUGUAUGCUUACUGCAAUCAGUCCAGUCCUCGCGAAUUACGGCCUGGGUAAAGACAUGUGGACGCUCCCGUUCCAUAACAUUACCAUGAUUCUAUAUGUGAGAUGCCCCAUCCAUCCAGUCGGAACAAGAGCGACCGCCACUGACAAGAACCAGCUAUACUUCUGGGACGAACUGAUCUAUCUCAGCAUUCUGCCCUUGACCAAAAUCUCCAUCCUGUGCUUCUACCUGCGCGUGUUUCCGCGGAAGGAAUUCCGGAUUGCCACCUACGUGGUGAUUGCCCUGAACGUCGGCUAUCUGAUUUCCUUCGUGCUGAUCUCCGUCUUCCAAUGCUCGCCGCUGCGCGGCGCCUGGGAGCACUGGGACGGCUCGGGCGACUACAAGUGCAACAACAUCAACGCGCAGGGCUGGUGCGCCGCGAUCUUCAACAUGAUCCUGGACAUCAUCGUCAUGGCGCUGCCGCUGCGCGAGCUGUACCAGCUCAACCUCUCGAUCCGGAAGAAGCUCUACGUGAUGUGCAUGUUCUCCCUCGGCAUAUUCGUCACGUUGGUUAGCAUCCUCCGAUUGGAGUCGCUGAUCCACUUCGCGUCGACACAAAACCUGACCUGGGAUUACGUCCCAAUCGGCUACUGGAGCACCGUUGAAUGCCAUGUAGGGAUCGUCUGCGCCUGUCUGCCUGCUAUCCGUGCGCUCCUGCGUCGCGUGUCGCCAAGCAUCUUUGGCGACACGGCUGCCACUGGCGGCUCCAGCAGCAGACGCUACGGCUCUCGGUCCCUGGGAAACGGGUCGGGUCUGGAUGGGAAGGUCUCGGUGAGGGUGAAAGGGGGGCACUCGGAUUUCGUCCCGUUGAACAACUUGGACAACUCGAGCCAGGUGAACCUCACGCACCAUACGACCUAG